ACAGAGAGAGAGAGAGAACCAAAAAAGGGGAGCUGAGAGAGGUCGGAGAGGAAGAGGAGGAGGAUAUCUUUCAUGAUAAGUGGACUUCUGACAGACAGAGCUCCUCGCUGCAUACCCAGCUGACACAAAUGAGAGAGUCCUAAAACCAGCACCAUGCCUGGACUCAUUAACAAGGAGAACAGGAGCGCUCUGCCCCUCAGCGUCUCUGACAUCACUUCCUGUGUAAGGGGUUAUACUCUGGCCAUGACAGCCUCUAUGACCUACGAAAAUAUUGAGGAUCAUGCAAUUGAGGGAAUUUUCAUUUAUCCGCUGGAGGAAAAUUCUAUUGUUGUGGGGUUUGAAUCUAUGAUAUCCAGUCAGAUUAUAACACUGCAAAUCAAAGACAAGGCAAAAAUUGACGACUGUUAUCUGGAUUGCUGCAACACAUCUAAUGGAGCCCUGCAGAGUGGCAGCGGGCACAUAGUGAUUGAUGAGGACCUCGGGAGGACAGUGUUAGUGGUCAACCUCGGGGUCAUCCCUCCCAUGGAGACGGUCCAUAUUCUGGUCAGUACCUCCUCUGAGCUCUCCACCCUGCCCAACGGAGGCAUCAGUGUCUCGUCCCCUCCGGUGUGUACACCUCGGGUACAGAGGACCAUCAACGAGGAGCAGGGACUGUCCCCAAACUUCUCCAGAACGCGGGACAAGCAUAGCUGUGCCUCAAGUCCCCACGAUCAAACUCCCAACUCCCCUCAACUGUGGUUGGCUUCACUGCUGGAGGAGGAGGCCAUCAACUCAAUGGACUACGAGUUUAACUUCCAGCUGGAGAUUCGGGCUCCCUAUCUCCUCGCAGGUGUAGAGAGCCCGUCUCACGCUAUCCGAGCCGAUGCAGACCCUCUGGCUCGCUCUGCCACCAGUGUCGUCAUCACUCUGGCUGACAAGUACACUUAUGACUGUCCUGUCAAAAUCCUCAUCUAUCCCAGCGAGCCUCAUCUGCCACAUGUGCUCAUUGAGAACGGAGACAUGACGCAGGAGGAGUACGACGAGUAUCUUCAUGGCCGGAGUGAUUUCAUCAAGGCCACCAAGAAGGACUCCAGUAACGAGAGGAAAGUAGAUAUCAUUCACAGGCGACUCCACAAGGACAUCCUCCACAACCCUGUGGUCAUGUUAAACUUUUGCCCUGACCUCAAAUCCAUCAGCUCAGACCUGAGGAAGGUUCACGGCGAGUUCAUCUUCCUCAUUGACCGCAGCGGCAGCAUGAGUGGGGUUAACAUCAACCGUGUGAAGGACGCCAUGGUGGUGAUUCUCAAGAGCCUUGUGCCGGGCUGCCUUUUUAACAUCAUAAGCUUCGGCUCCACAUUCAAAUCACUUUUCACAACCAGCCAGAACUACGAGGAGGAAGCCCUGGCCCUGGCGUGUGAGUAUGUUAGGAAGAUCAGAGCCGACAUGGGGGGUACCAACAUCCUGGCGCCGCUCAAUUGGAUCCUGAGGCAGCCAAUGUUCAGUGGACACCCCCGCCUACUCUUCCUGCUCACUGAUGGGGCCGUAAGCAACACAGGCAAAGUUAUUGAGCUGGUCCGCAGCCAUGCACGCUACAUCAGAUGUUUCACAUUCGGCAUAGGACAGAACGCCUGCAGGAGGCUGGUGCAGGGACUGGCGACAGUUUCCAAAGGAACAGCAGAGUUCCUGGCCGACGGAGAGAGGCUGCAGCCCAAGAUGAUAAAGUCCCUGAAGAAAACCCUGUCUCCAGUACUCAGUGACAUUUCCAUUGAAUGGCUCUUUCCUGAGACCAAAGAAGUGCUGCUGUCCCCCGUGGGCAACACCUUCCUGUUUCCAGGGGACAGUCUGAUCGGCUACAGUGUGGUGUGCGACACUACCCGCUACCAUGCCAACCCUAAAUCUGAUAAGAGGAGGCGAUACAGCAUGAUGCGCUCCAUCGAGUCAGCCAGCUCCGUGUUUUACCACUCACAAGAAGAGGACGUGUUGAGGACAGGUAGCGACAGUCAGGGGUCCUACAAGGAAUCACCUCUGUAUGAUCCCUACCAGGACUCCAUGACAGACAGCCCUGCUGCCACAGAGCAGGACACCGCGGGUUUGGAUUGUAAGACGUCUCCGAGAAGGCGUGCGUACAGCACCAACCAGAUAGCAGACUACAACCCGGCAAAGAAGGUCUACACUCCCAGUGAUCCCAGUUCAGUGGUGGCAAAGAAUCCACUGAGGCGAGCCAAAGUCCAGGAGCUGAUAGGCCAGAUGAGCCCUGAGCACGAGGCGCAGUGGAGGAGCGACUACCAGCCGCAGCUGGCGAGCCUGUGUGCCACAUCUUCCAGAGGGCGUCCUGCCAGCUGUCACAGGCCGCUCCCUCAGCAGGAGCCGCCUCUGCCGCAGGAAGCUGACUCAGAGCCUCAUUUCCAUACGCAGCCUCAGGACAACCCUCAGCCCAGCGGUAUCAGCGUGCCGCCUGCAGCUCGCAACUCCGCUGGGGAGGAUGGUUCCAGAUCGUCCACUGACAGCCCCUCUGUUGGCAGCAUCGGAGACACGGAUGGUUACGGACACCAGCUGUGUCAAGCAGAAACCCCGCAGGAGACCCAGACUUCAGAUCUGGGUGCAGCCAACCAGCUCAAAGGUGACUGCAAGGCCGUGGUGUCCGGGCUGCUGUGUGGGAAACUGGUGAAGUGGGAGGUCGUCUUUGAUAUCGAGCCCUUUCUGAACGGCCGGGAACGUGAGGAAAAGGUUCACGAGGAGCUGUGGAAUGAGACCUUCCACCACAUGGCGGGACGCUCCAUCAUUUGUGACUUUGAGCACAUGGCAGAUAAGGAGUGUGAGAUCGAGCACGGCUCUGGCAGGAAGUACCAACUCUACGCCAUCCACACCAGCAAGGCCUGCAAUAUACUGAGCAAAUACACAGCCUUUGUUCCCAUCGACCUGGACACCAAUGAGUAUUUGCCGACAUGUAUUGAAUACAUACAGCCAGCUGAAGGUGUGAAGAAGGGCUCACACUCCAGGUCUCGUUCAGGGAGCAGGAAGAACAGAGGCUACUCCAUCGGACUGGGUCGCUCUCAGUCUGGCGGCAUGUCUGAGGAAGCUGCUGAAGAUGCCCUGCUACCCAACAAUGGAGAGGACAGUGUCUCUCCAUGUAGCACCCCCUCCUCCUCCGGCUGGGAGCGAUGUAGCUUCACAGAGGUCUCCCAGAGGAGUCCGUCUGUGACUUCUGACCAAUCACAGAAAUCGGUGGAGAGCCUUUUUUCUGCCAGAUUGGCCCUCAGCAGGACUCGUCUCCUGACUCGGGCCGCCAAAGGAUUCAUGUGUCGAUCUCACAGCAAGUCCGGUGAUUCAAGUGGAGAGAGUGACAACGAGAACAAAGACUACAUCCCUCUGGUAUUGCUGCAGUUGGCUAGUGGUGCAUUUCCCCUGGACACAGCUCUGUGUGAUGCCAUUAGUGUGCCCAUGGACAAGCUAAAAUGGACGUCCCCCUUCACCAGUCACCGCACCAGCCUGGGGCACCUGUCUCACUCCAGCAGCCGCCGUGCUGAGAGCGCCGAUGGCGAACGCAGAUCCCUGUGUGAACCAGAAACAUAUCAGCAACCUGCAGAGUACACUGUAGGCAUUCACAGCCCGUCUCAUCUGACCAAGAGCUCCUGGACGGAUGCUGGCCCUUCCUCAUUAGGCAGUCCCUCCUCCGCUGCUGCUGAGCCCCCGCUCUCCCCACACUCCCAGGGGGACAGCGGACGGGGCUCCGGGUCAGGGGCAUUGGAAACAGCAUCGCCCAGCAGCGUGCUAAAGAGGAUGCUGGAUCCAGAGAGCAUGGUGUGGGCCACAGCUGUGGCCCUCGCUUGGCUGGAGCACACCUCCGCCAGUCAUUUCAUAGAGUGGGAACUGGUAGCCGCCAAGGCCAGCAUGUGGUUGAGUGCGCAGGAAAUCCCAGAGGGCCGAGACUUAGCCUCCGUCAAGGCUGCUGCCAACCAGCUCUUCAUCAUCCUCAGACACUGGGAUGAAAACCUGCAACUGAACAUGCUCUGUUACAACCCGAACAGUGUCUGAGGCCUGCUAAUCCAAGGCUGAAAAUACAGACCGCAGAAAGUACUCAGCUCCAUGUGAUACUAUGCUAACUGAAGCUGUACUAAAGCUGUACUAUUCUCUGUUCGGCAGUUUGUCCUCUGGAGUCUGAUUUUGCCGUUGCAGUUGUGAACAAUGUGUAUUUUCUUUUGUUCGUGUGCUGUUCCUCCAAACAUAUCACAGGCUCUUCAGAGGCACUACGUGCAAGCUGUUACCUCGCUGGUGCCAUAUACUGUAGCUGGAUCCCUGUAAGCACGGGAUCUGAUCAGAGCUAUGCCACAGAUUUGAGUUUCAUGACGACGAAUGUCAGUGUUAACUUAGUAGCAUGCUGGACCACUGACCAUCAAGAAAAGCUCUUAUUGUCAUCAUAUUGAUGUUAUGGGGAGAAUGCUGCAAAACAACUGUUUGAGAAAACUGUUCCACUGAUUGACACAUACUGUUUCUACAUUUUCAUCAGUUUCUGGAUUAAUUGUACUGUGGAAAAUGUUACAUGACAACAUCUGGGUCCUUGCUAGCAGUACUGCCUGUCUUUUCUAAUGCCCGUUACCAUUACAGUGUUCUGAAUAUUUGCCCUUUCUCUGGUUUGAUUAUCGCAGACACAGAAAAAUAUGCAAAAAGCUCAAGAAAAUAUAAAAUAUAUGUUCAGAUUUGUUUAAAAAAAUAAGUGAAUGGGAAUCUAUGAAUGUGUAUCCCGCUAGCAUGUAAUUUACUGUUUAUUAUUUAAGGAGACAUACAGUUUAUAUUUUUUCACUUAUCUGAGUAUAUCUGUCUUAGAGUAGAGGUUCUGAUCAUUCAUUAACUUUAACCAAGCAGAUGGUCCGACCAAAAUUAACCUUGCUACAGGCUAAAUGUUCACUAUGUAAGUGGAUAUUUAUGCCUCACCAAUUUAAAAGGGAUUUCACUAACCAUGAUUCACAAAGUUGUUAUUAAACUUUUACACCCUGUAAUUGCUGCGUAGCUAACUAAACCAACUGACAACGGGGACUGCCCGUUGUUUAGACAGGCCAAAAUUCUGAAGCCCUGUUAGUCAGAAAAAAUUUCUCCGACUGUCCUAAAAACAAACGCUCAUUACUCUGAGAUCCUGUUUCUCCAAAAAAUACACACACUCCCUGCUGUUUAAUGACCCAAUUGAAAAAAGAUGUCAAACAUUUCUGUCAACCAUGGGUACGUUAUUUGUACAUUAUUUCGUAAUGAAUAUGAACAAAACCCACUUGGUUAUAAAAACACCUGGAAUAGGUGACUGAAAUGUGUUCAGGCUGGGCAAAAAUACCUGGGAUUGGUGGAUCAAACAUGCUGAGAAACGCCACGAUGGAUCAGUAAAAAACACCUUGGAUUGAAGGUUUGAAUGUGCUGAGAAACGUUGCAAAGGGUCAUUAAACAUUGGGGAUCGGUGACUCAAAUGCCACUAGGAAACUGAAACUAACUGCAAGGAGUGUGUAUUUUUGUGUAGAAAAGGGGACUUUGGAGCAUUGGACAUUUUUUGGAAUAACAGGCUAUCAGAGAAAUCAUUAUUCUGUCCAACUGCCAUGGGCCAAAGAAGGCUUUUUCCCAUUGACUUACAUGGUGAAAAAUGUAAAUCAGUGGAUACAAUUUUUGAGCAUCACAACCCUUCCAAAAUGACUUGUUUCAUUAUCAGAAUUUGAUCCAUUUGGUCUGGUAACAUUUAGAAAGUCUAGAGGAGCUGCAAGAUUAAAUCAUUUUAUUACCAUACAAGUUAGAGGAGCACUAAACCUGAAAUUACCCCGCUCUAGGAGUCUCUAGUGUGCCUGCUCUAUGGGUCCUAGGAUGCGGAACAUCCACGUAAUUUCAUACCCAGGAAAUGUUUUGGCUUCAUGUGCAACUAAGCAACUUUCAAAGGAAUGAACAGGGACCUUCCUCCAAUGCUGUAUCCAGUCGUCUUAAUACAUCCAUGAGGUGGAUGGAUGGGUCAAACAAACCCAGGACUUUCACCCAGGAGACUGCUGUUUGCGCCCAAUGUGAGACCAAAAGUCAUCGUUGACUUGUUGAUGUCACGUGGUGACGUACCACAUUACAAAAUGUACGUACUUGUUUCAACCGAAACCAUGAUGUUUUACAACACCUUAACAAGUAGUUGUGUUGCCUAAACCUAAACGUAAACCACUUCUUUACAGUGUUAAAUAGCGCCUUUUGGCGGUACCUUCCAACGGACAUAUAUGUAGUUUUGGAAGUCAUUGGCAGACAACCUAUUCUGUUAUUGGAAUGAGGACAUGUUGGUUCUGUCAUGCUUACAGCUCAUUUACCGCAAGUGCCUAUCCAAGGUUUCAAGAUGGCAGAAAAUGUAGAUCUGUUCACUGCAGUUUAAUCAGUGUGGGUAAUGAUUGGCUCUUUUUCUUAAACAUACAGUAGGUACCCUUCUUUCUUUCUUUCUUAUUUAUUUCUUAAAUCAGUGUGAGGCCGGUGCAGGCAUCUUUCAGUAUUGAUUUUCCUCUUUCCUGUUCCAUCACAGUGUUGCUUUACUCAGGUAUUUAUUCAUUUUUUCACUCAGGCUGAGUUGCAUAAAUCCUUCUGCAUGAACACAGGUGUUUGUUAUGAUGUUUAAUGACUGAAUUGCCACAUUGGAGCCGGUAGUGCAGUAAAUGCUCUCUGAAAUGACAAAUACAGUAGAUGUCAUGUAGUAAUAGUUUUUGUGCAGUAAUUGCAGUAGUUGAGUGCAGCUGUAAUUGUUAUAAAUUGUAUUUUUUAUGUACUGGGUCAGUUGUAUAGUGCAGUAUCUUUCAACUUGCUGUGUGUGCCUUUAUAAAUGAUUGUUGACUGUUUGAGGCUGUUGAAAGCUUCUGUAGUGUCUUUAUAACUGUUUAUGCUAUGAUCGGCUCUGCAGGUGCAUGUAAUAAAAUAA
This is a messenger RNA of Epinephelus moara (kelp grouper), 6886 nucleotides long. It is a transcript of the gene vwa5b1, whose product is annotated as von Willebrand factor A domain containing 5B1. Bases 154 to 4014 code for a protein of 1286 amino acids. Lineage: Eukaryota; Metazoa; Chordata; Actinopteri; Perciformes; Serranidae. The transcript is spliced from 22 exons. The record is from RefSeq and is a predicted model, not a curated record.